Messenger RNA from Parastagonospora nodorum SN15, 1224 nucleotides. RefSeq lists its product as hypothetical. NCBI's taxonomy places the organism in Eukaryota, Fungi, Ascomycota, Dothideomycetes, Pleosporales, Phaeosphaeriaceae. Gene Ontology annotation, biological process: lipid metabolic process. Bases 1 to 1224 code for a protein of 407 amino acids. The record is from RefSeq and is a predicted model, not a curated record. The transcript is spliced from 3 exons. Gene Ontology annotation, molecular function: phosphoric diester hydrolase activity.
AUGGCGCUUCAAAUCGCCGCCGCUUUCCUCGCUCUGAGCACACUUGCCCACUCCGCCCGUCAAGACUAUGACGUGCACAAAAUCAUCGAAGCGUUCCGGCGUCCCCGAUGGAACGGCACAACCGAAAACUCGCACGACGCCUACUUCCGCGCCUCGCAAGCCGGCAUCGAAUGCAUAGAAACUGACAUCCAUAUCUCACUCGACGGCCAGCUUCCUAUGAUCCACGACAAAGGUUUGGGCCGCGAGACAGAUGUGGGUGAGUUUACCGGGCGCGCGGCUUAUAAUCCGUACACCGGGCAAGGCUACAACCCCGCCGUCGCAGAUCUAAAUUUCACUGGGUUCAUCGAGCAUUUACACCUGCGCGAUGAGGCGGGGCGAGUUCAUGAAGAAACAGUCCCCACGCUGCCGGACAUGGUGCAGAAUAUCCACAAGAACGGAGCGAAUGUUGUUCUUCAGCUCGAUUUCAAGGAUAAAGAAGCUGUCGAGCCUGCAUACUGGGCGCUCAAGAAUCUGACCAACGCCGCCGGCGUGCCCGCGAACGAAUGGUGCAUAUAUAAACUGCAAGCUGCGUGGUGGCAGACGCCUGAGGAGCUGGAGGCGCAGGCGUGGAUGAGAGAUGCGCUGGAGAAUGGCGUGCGGAUUCCGUAUAUCCCCGUUUACCAACCGGCGGAUGAGGGCGCGUUUGAUACGUUGGCGUCGCUGAAGGCGUUCAUGAGCACGAAUUAUACGAUUAGUGCGGAGAUUGAAUUGUACUCGAAGGAUGGGCCGGGACAGGAAUUGGUGGAUUGGCACUUCUGGGAUCUUGUGAGUUCACUCCCAGCUUCCGAUGCGCGGUAUAUUACUGACGACAUGUCCAGCUUCGCAGACGGCGACUUCACCGUGCCCAUCUUCUCGCCGCUUACAACAUCGUUCUACGACACCGGGAAUUUCUCGUUACCAAAGGAUAUCCGCUUCAACAACUCCGCGUAUGCUUUUCAAGAUAGCUCGAUGCCGAAACUCCUCGACGUGUUGGUGGGCAACAAAUCCGCCGACGGGCGCGAUCAUCGCAGUGACUUUGACUGGCUACUGCGCCAGGGCUUCAAUUGGAUUAUCACCGACAACGCGGAUCUCUGGCACACGGAUCUCGAGAAACAGGGAAAGAGAAAUAUGCUAGACCUACUUCAGGACGGCAAGACGUGGAAAGAUGGACGGAAGAAUGGGUGGUAUAAAAGGUUCUUUGGAUAA